Molecule: messenger RNA, 662 nt
Organism: Hibiscus syriacus
Lineage: Eukaryota; Viridiplantae; Streptophyta; Magnoliopsida; Malvales; Malvaceae
Product: flap endonuclease GEN-like 1
Exons: 4
Coding region: 1-648 (215 amino acids)
Biological process (GO): pollen development
Molecular function (GO): 5'-flap endonuclease activity
Source: RefSeq, a predicted model, not a curated record
AUGAAAACUAAAGCUUUUGAUCUUCAUCUCAGGCUUACUUUCUACCGUACCAUUAACAUUUUCUCUAAGUUUGGAGUAUUUCCUAUCUUUGUUUUGGACGGAACUCCAUCACCGUUGAAAUCUCAAGCGAUGAUGGCUCGGUUUUUCCGUUUCUCCGGCAUUGAUACUCCAACUUCGAAUGUGGCCAAAGAGGGUGUUUCCAAGGAGAGGAACGUUGAGCUUGUUGAACUAAUGGGAAUGUAUGUGUUGAAAACAAAUGUCGAGGCUGAAGCACUGUGUCCUCAGUUAAAUAAAGAUGGUCAUGUUGAUGCUUGCGUUACAGCCGACAGUGAUGCAUUCCUCUUUGGGGCUACUUGUGUUAUUAAAUGUCUUAGGCCCAAUUCAAAAGAACCAUUUGAAUGCUACAAUAUAUCGGAUAUUGAAGCUGGUCUUGGACUAAAGAGGAAACACUUGAUAGCCAUCUCUCUUUUGUUUGGGAAUGACCAUGACCUAAAUGGGGUGCAAGGGAUUGGUCUCAAUAAAGCACUUCGUUUUGUACGAGAGUUUAGUGAAGAUGAGAUAUUUGAUAAGUAUGCUUUUACAUGUAAACUUGUCGUACUAUGUGCUUUCUGUAGUUCUAAAUGUUAUUUAGUGAUAUCAUUCUCAUAACUGUUGGACAUAAU